AUGAAGCUAUCAGUAUUUUUUCGCACUGCACACCUGUCAGUGCUUAUGUACUUGCUCAUGUAUGUGUGCAUAUCCAUGUCUGUAUCGAUGAGAGAACAUAAUGGCAUGUCUCUGCACGCACCGACAAUUGCUGAGAGGAGAAGGGAAUUGCAACAUGGAAGAAAAAAGGCUUAUAUAAUAAGUUUGAAAAAUCAGAGCAUAGAGAAUAAUGGAAUGAAACAGAUGAAGCAUUGUGAAAAAAUAAAAUUAUGUAAGGAGUAUAAUUUUACAGAUAUUAAUAAAAAUAAAAAAGUUAUUAAUGUAGCUAUUUUUGGUAGUACUGGUAGUAUAGGGAUAAACACCCUAAACAUUAUAAGGGAAUGUAAUAAGACAGAAAAACGUUUUAAUGUUGAAGCCUUGUAUGUUAAUAAAAAUGUUCACAAAUUGUAUGAACAGGUACAGGAGUUUUUACCAAGAUAUGUAUGCAUACAUGAUGAAACUAAAUAUGAAGAAAUAAAAAUGUUAUUGCAGAAUGUAAGAAAUUACAAUCCAAUAAUACUAAUGGGUAAUGAAGGGAUGAAAGAAAUAUGUAAAAAUAGCACAAUAGAUAAAAUUGUCAUUGGGAUCGAUUCCUUCCAGGGAUUAUAUUCAACUAUAUAUGCAAUAAAAAAUAAUAAAAUAAUUGCACUAGCCAAUAAAGAAUCAAUUGUAUCCGCUGGAUUUUUUUUGAAAAAAUUAUUAACAGUUCAUAAGAAUUCUACUAUCAUUCCAGUGGAUUCAGAACAUAGUGCCAUAUUUCAAUGCUUAGAUAAUAAUAAAGUGUUAAAAACAAAGUGUUUGCAGGAUGGAUUUUGCAAAGUAAAUGAGAUAAAUAAAAUUUUCUUAUGUUCUUCUGGUGGUCCUUUUCAAAAUUUUUCUCUUGAUUGUCUAAAAAAUGUAACAUCACAAGAUGCUUUAAAACACCCAAAAUGGAAAAUGGGACAAAAAAUAACAAUCGAUUCAGCAACCAUGAUGAAUAAAGGAUUAGAAGUCAUUGAAGCUCAUUUCUUAUUCGAUGUGAAUUAUGAGAAUAUUGAAAUCGUUGUACAUAAAGAAUGUAUAAUACAUUCAUGUGUUGAAUUUGUAGAUAAAUCUGUUAUAAGUCAAAUGUAUUAUCCGGAUAUGAAAAUACCAAUCCUUUAUGCACUAACCUGGCCUAAUAGAAUAAAAACAGAUUUACCAUCAUUAAAUCUUGCUAAUGUAUCUCCUCUUACUUUUCACAAACCUUCGUUGGAUCAUUUCCCAUGCAUCAAAUUAGCAUAUACUGCAGGGAAAAAAGGGAAUUUCUAUCCCACUGUUUUAAAUGCUGCUAAUGAAGUAGCCAAUAAUUUUUUUUUAAAAAACAUGAUUGGUUAUUUUGACAUUUCCACGAUCAUAUCAAGUGUUCUCGAAUCUUUCAAUCCUCAGAAAGUUGAGGAAAACUGCGAGGAUUUAAUGAAACAAAUUUUGGAUAUACACAACUGGUCUAGAAGUAAGGCCAUCGAUGUGUAUUCCAAGAUGGGGAAGUAA
This is a messenger RNA of Plasmodium gonderi, 1527 nucleotides long. RefSeq names its product 1-deoxy-D-xylulose 5-phosphate reductoisomerase. The record is from RefSeq and is a predicted model, not a curated record. Gene Ontology annotation, molecular function: NADPH binding; manganese ion binding; 1-deoxy-D-xylulose-5-phosphate reductoisomerase activity. Bases 1 to 1527 code for a protein of 508 amino acids. The transcript has a single exon. Gene Ontology annotation, biological process: isoprenoid biosynthetic process. NCBI's taxonomy places the organism in Eukaryota, Apicomplexa, Aconoidasida, Haemosporida, Plasmodiidae.